This is a messenger RNA of Paramecium pentaurelia, 461 nucleotides long. The record is from the annotation of a GenBank genome assembly. NCBI's taxonomy places the organism in Eukaryota, Ciliophora, Oligohymenophorea, Peniculida, Parameciidae.
AUGAAGAUGAAAUAAUUUCUUGAGUGUGAAUAUGCACUAUCAAAUCGCAUCAAAUGUGCAACUUGUCAUGUUGUCAUAUUUAAGAAUGAAUUAAAGAUUGGACAUAUAUUCUUAAGAAAAGAUGAAGGUAUAAAUUCAAUUUCAAUUAUAAUUAGGUCAAUAAUUUGAUAAGAAGGUUUGGUAUCAUCUUCAUUGUAUUAAAAAAUGGCCAACUGGAGAAAGGGGUUAAGAAUUACCUCUCUUUAGAUUGCAAACACUUAAAGCAGAAGAUCAAUAGAAAAUUAAAGAAUUAUACAGGUCCUUAUAAGAUAAACCAAAAAGUAAUUUUCAUUUACUAAUUAAAAGAUAAAAAGGAAAUCAAAAUCUUAUCUAAGUAAGAAUAAUAUGAAAAGUAUGUGACUGUAAAGAAUUUAAAUGAUCCAGGUUAAAUUGAAGAAGAUGAUGAUUGUAUAAUGCUUUGA